ACCUUGAAAGUAAUUUAUCAUUUUUAUAUUUGUUUUAUUUGAGAGGAAAGCUUGAAUAAAAAUGAUAAAAUUUAUUUUUUUCCAAAUUAUCGCAAAUUGUAACGUAUUUGUUAUGCAUAUACAUAUAUUCAUAGAAUAUAUAUAUUUCAAAAUUACGCUCGCGAAACGAACAAGCAGAGACCUCUGCAAAACUUGGUUAUUUUAUCACCAGAGUUUAUUCAACCAUACAAGUAUUAUAUAUUUCUACUACAAGUAUUGACGUGUUAUUUAUUUUUGUUUAUUAUAUAUUUGAGUUGAGAAAACUAAAAGUUACUGAAUUCUUAUAAUAUUAUCUGAUAUUUUUUUUUUGUUUUGUUUUUAUGGGCUAAAUGCAAUAAGAGCAGAUGAUAUUUUAAUAUUUACGAUAGUUGUUAUAUUGUUGGUUUAUUUAUAAGCAACACUAAUAAUAACAUAAUUUAAAUUAACAUAUAACAAUAAUGGGAGCACAAUCAAAAAUAUUGAUAAUGUGUGGAUUGAAUAAUGAUCAAAAUUUUGAUCAAGUGUGGAUAAAUAAUAAAAUAAAAGAAAUAUCGCAACAAGUAAGUGACAUGAACAACGAACAAAAAUUGUUUUGGCUGUGGAAAGCAAUCACAUUUAUUGAUUUAACAGCUUUAAAUGAAAACGAAACACUAGAAUCAAUUCAAAAUUUAUGUUUGAAGGCUAUAAAACCAAUUGAUGUAGGUGAUGCCAUGAAAUCAUCAUCAUCACCACCAGAACCUUUACAUCCGGCAGGUAUAUGUAUUUAUAAUGAAAGAGUUCAAGAUGUUAUGGACUGUUUAGAAAAUCACGAUGCUCGUCAAUAUAUAUCUGUAGUAACUGUUGCAGGUGAUUUUCCAUCAGGUAAAUCAUUAUUUAAUGUCAGAUUACAACAAGUUGUAGAUGCGGUAAAACUUGAAGUCGAUGAAAUAGAUGUUGUAAUUGACAGGUCACUUGUUAUGACACAUGAUUGGGAUGAAUUACUUAAUCAAUUGUCGAAAAUGAAACAAGCAUGUGAAAAUAAAUUAAUGAAAACAAUAUUGUCUGUUGGAGAUCUUCCUAGUUUAAAUCAUGUUUACAAAACAUCAAUGGUGGCAAUGGCAGCUGGUAGUAAUUUCAUAAAAACUUCAACAGGCAAAGAAUUGAUAAAUGCAACAUUACCUGUUGGAAUAGUAAUGUGUAAAGCAAUAAAAGACUACAAAAAAUUGACUGGAAAAAAAGUUGGAUUAAAGCCUGCUGGUGGAAUAAAAACAUCAGUUGAAGCACUGGAAUGGAUGUUACUCGUAAAACAAGAGUUGGGAGAAGAAUGGUUGAACAAAGAAUCAUUUAGAUUAGGAGCAUCAAGUUUACUCGAUAAUAUAAUCAAGACAAUUACUGAAUUAUCGCAUAACUAGAAUUAACAUUAUAUUUAUUUAUAAAUUAAUUAUUGACUAUAUCUCUUGAAACAGUUGAUGUAUAUUUUUUUAUUUUUACAUGAUAUUUUAAAAAUUAUAUGUAUUGUGAUUAGUGUAAUUAUCA
Microplitis mediator is the source of this 1533-nucleotide messenger RNA. It is a transcript of the gene Dera, whose product is annotated as deoxyribose-phosphate aldolase. The record is from RefSeq and is a predicted model, not a curated record. Gene Ontology annotation, cellular component: cytoplasm. Gene Ontology annotation, biological process: deoxyribonucleotide catabolic process; carbohydrate catabolic process. The transcript has 4 exons. Lineage: Eukaryota; Metazoa; Arthropoda; Insecta; Hymenoptera; Braconidae. Gene Ontology annotation, molecular function: deoxyribose-phosphate aldolase activity. The coding region runs from base 477 to 1409 and encodes 310 amino acids.